GCAUGUCCCUGCUGCCACCAAAAUUUGUGGGGUUUCUCAUCCUCUGGGGGCUGACAACUGCUGCCAGGUCCCCCCCGCCCUGGAGCUGGCACUGGUGCUGGUAGGAUUACCAGCUAAGGAGCUUUGUGAGAGAGGGAAGUGGAGAAGAUUACAAGAUUUUUCAUUUGGUUUGGGGGAAAUGUGCAUAAUUUCCUGCAAGCCCCGUCGCUGCAUUUUGCUCCAUCCUGAGGGGCACGGCAGGUGCUGCUGGCAGCAGGACGGUGCUGUAGUGUGCUGACUUGUGUCCCUGCUUCGGCAGGAGGUGCUAGGCUGGGAUUCACCUCACUCGACUUCGCUUGCACUGGGAAAAAUAGGGGGAAUGUACUGCUGGGGCUGUGGCCCCGAGGUCGACAACUUCGGCAAACAGCUGGGCUCUGCCGCGGGAGCCAUCGGCAUCGCCGCCACCUGCGCUGCCGCCCCGCCGUGGGGUUGGCGGUGCACACGCGUUGCUGCCAGAGGGUUUGGUUUCGGACCCGUGUAUGGAAACCUUUACUGUGCGUGGCCGGAGGGAGGCAAGGAAAGACCUCUUCCCUCCGCAGCCUCAGCCCUCGCCGCGCCCUAAACCGCGGCUGGGCCAGCAGCCGUACCCGCGGGAGGAUGGCCAGCGGGGCGCAGGGGAGUCCUGCCCCGCCACGGCCACUCCGGAGGGGACCGGCAGCGGCUGUGUCCCUCCUGCCCCCACCUGCCCGCGUGCCGCUCGCUCGCUCGCUUCCUGAGCUCAUCAAAUAUUGAGGGCAGGAGGGCUGACGGGAGCGCUCCGCGCCCGCCGCCUCGCAGCCCCCCGCCGUCACGUUGGCGGCGCGCGGGAGGAGCUCCCCGCCUCGCCCGGGGCGCCGGCUAAAUUUAGGCAGCUGGCGCUGCUGCCCGCCGGAGCAGCAUGCAGGUCUCCUUUGUGUGCUCCGAGCACAGCAUCAAGAGCCGGAGCGCGGAGGACCGCCUGAACCGACAGAAUGCCGGCAGCCCCAGCCUCGGCACCCGCGGCAAGUUCCGCGCGGUGGCCAUGGUGGCCCGCAGCCUGGGGCAGCUCUCGGUGCAGAACGCCCCCUCCUCCAGCGACUCCAGCGUCAAGCAGCCGGGGAUGAAAUACCGGAACCUCGGGAAGUCUGGGCUACGUGUGUCCUGCCUGGGUCUGGGAACAUGGGUGACUUUUGGAGGGCAGAUCACAGAUGAGAUGGCGGAGCAGCUGAUGACUUUAGCUUAUGACAACGGCAUUAAUCUCUUCGAUACGGCAGAAGUCUAUGCUGCUGGCAAGGCUGAGGUGGUGCUGGGGAACAUCAUCAAGAAGAAAGGGUGGAGACGGUCCAGCCUGGUCAUCACCACCAAAAUCUUCUGGGGAGGAAAGGCUGAGACAGAGAGGGGCCUGUCCCGAAAACACAUCAUAGAAGGUCUGAAGGCAUCAUUGGAGCGGCUGCAGCUGGAGUACGUGGAUGUGGUGUUUGCUAACCGGCCUGACCCCAACACGCCGAUGGAAGAGACAGUGCGAGCCAUGACCCAUGUCAUCAACCAGGGGAUGGCCAUGUACUGGGGGACCUCGCGCUGGAGCUCCAUGGAGAUCAUGGAGGCGUACUCGGUGGCCCGGCAGUUCAACCUGAUUCCACCGAUCUGUGAGCAGGCCGAGUAUCACAUGUUUCAGCGGGAAAAGGUGGAGGUGCAGCUCCCUGAGCUCUUCCACAAGAUAGGUGUUGGAGCCAUGACCUGGUCCCCACUGGCCUGUGGCAUUGUCUCGGGGAAGUACGAUGGGGGCAUCCCCCCCUACUCCCGUGCCUCGCUGAAGGGAUACCAGUGGCUGAAGGACAAGAUCCUGAGUGAAGAGGGCCGGCGGCAGCAGGCAAAGCUGAAGGAGCUGCAGGCCAUCGCUGAGCGCCUGGGCUGCACCCUGCCCCAGCUCGCCAUCGCCUGGUGCCUGCGCAACGAGGGUGUCAGCUCCGUCUUACUGGGGGCCUCCAAUGCCGACCAGCUGAUGGAGAAUAUUGGAGCAAUACAGGUCCUUCCAAAGCUGUCGUCUUCCAUCGUCCACGAGAUCGAUAGCAUCCUGGGCAACAAACCAUACAGCAAGAAGGACUACAGAUCCUAAGCGCGCCCGAGCACGCCGCCCGCCGCGCAGCCCUCGCCGCCCGUUCG
Messenger RNA from Poecile atricapillus (Black-capped chickadee), 2160 nucleotides. RefSeq names its product potassium voltage-gated channel subfamily A regulatory beta subunit 2 (gene KCNAB2). Bases 917 to 2113 code for a protein of 398 amino acids. The record is from RefSeq and is a predicted model, not a curated record. Lineage: Eukaryota; Metazoa; Chordata; Aves; Passeriformes; Paridae. Gene Ontology annotation, molecular function: voltage-gated potassium channel activity; transmembrane transporter binding; potassium channel regulator activity. Gene Ontology annotation, biological process: regulation of action potential; potassium ion transport; regulation of potassium ion transmembrane transport. Gene Ontology annotation, cellular component: cytoplasm; juxtaparanode region of axon; voltage-gated potassium channel complex. The transcript has 14 exons.